Messenger RNA from Colletotrichum chrysophilum, 513 nucleotides. RefSeq lists its product as uncharacterized. Bases 1 to 513 code for a protein of 170 amino acids. NCBI's taxonomy places the organism in Eukaryota, Fungi, Ascomycota, Sordariomycetes, Glomerellales, Glomerellaceae. The transcript has 6 exons. The record is from RefSeq and is a predicted model, not a curated record.
AUGUCGUCCGAACUCCCCCGCAACUUUUCCACCGACAGCGCCCGGCCGCAUACGCCGCCCUCUACCAGACCCUCCAUAUCCGUGCUGUCGUCCAAACAAGACGACUACCCUGAAGAUCACCCCAGCCCGACAUCUGAUGAAGUCGAUCGGGCGGUGUGGGCGGGAGCAUCGGACUCUGACCUGGACGAUUCCACCGACGAUUCGACGCCGCACCCGAGCACUCGCGCGCCGUCCCGGUCCGCCACCACGCGUACCAAGUCCAAGAAGUCGAUCUUCUCCUCAAUCUUCUCAAAGUUCGCUAAGACUGGCAAGCGUUUUGGCUUCGUACCAAACAGCAAGGAGGAACAAGACAGAAAUGUGCUCCAACAUCAGAUCAUCGCCGAACUCUUCGAUGGUAGACUCCACCUUGCCCCGGUCGUGAAGGCCAGGGCCGUUCUGGACAUUGGCACUGGGCCAGGGUUAUGGGCAUUAGAAUACGGCAAGUUCCUCAUGUUGGCCUUCAAGGCCUCCUGA